This is a messenger RNA of Anopheles marshallii, 243 nucleotides long. RefSeq names its product transmembrane protein 258 (gene kud). Gene Ontology annotation, biological process: protein N-linked glycosylation. The record is from RefSeq and is a predicted model, not a curated record. Gene Ontology annotation, cellular component: membrane-bounded organelle. Lineage: Eukaryota; Metazoa; Arthropoda; Insecta; Diptera; Culicidae. The transcript has a single exon. Bases 1 to 243 code for a protein of 80 amino acids.
AUGGAUUUGAUGGUGCGCUAUGUCUCGCCGGUGAACCCGGCCGUGUUUCCACAUUUGGCCAGCGUGUUACUGCUGUUCGGUACAUUCUUCACCGCCUGGUUCUUCGUGUUCGAAGUAUCUCGCCCGAAACAACCGUCCAAGGAGAGCGUAAUCUUCAAGGAGCUGGCCAUCAGUUUGUUUGCAUCGCUGUUCCUUGGGUUUGGAGUGCUAUUUCUUCUGCUUUCGGUUGGGAUUUACGUGUAA